AUGGGAGGCAAAAUACAAUUUCUAUAUGUAUCUGUCUCUCAUAUGAUUUAAAAAUGGAAACAAAUUAACUGUCAUUCAAUAAUUGAGAAUAUGAGAGUUUUAGUUUUAAUUAAAAACUAAUUAAUUUUAUUUUUUUUUGGAUUACUUUUAUAAAUACUCUUUUGUAUUUGCUUUUAAGAUUUUGUUUGUUUUAUUACUUGCAAUAUUCUCAAUAAUGAAUUAACCAUCUAUAUCAAAUUAAUAUCUUAAAAUUUAACAGAAACAUCAAUAAUUUAAAAGUAAUUCAUUCUAAAAUAUCUAGAUGGAAUAUUUGUUCUUGCGCAAAUGAUGAUUUUAUAAAUAGAUUAUAAGUUUUGAGAGAAUAGAACACCAUUUACAGAAAAGAAAAAUUCAAUUAUUUUUAUAGUUUAAUACUAAAACCAAUAAAAUUAAUAAUGAUGAUGAAUAAAACAAUUAAUAUAUAUUACAUUAUGAUAAAAACAUAAUUAAUUGACCUUCUAAAAUUAACCGAAGAUGAUCUCAAAAAGUCUGUUAUUGUCAAACAACAUCCUUAAUAUGAACAAAUCUUCUUCAUGAUUUUAAAUCAAAAAGCCAAUACCUUCACACACAAGUUUGUAAGAGAAAUUCACGAAGCUUUGAAUAUAGUAGAAUAGCAUGAAGGGCAUACAGCCUUGAUUACAACAUCAUUUCAUCCUACUGUAUUUAGUGGUGGAUUAGAUUUAAAUGUUACAGGGGUAAACACCUAUAUAUAAUAUAGAAUAUGAAUAUAUUCGAUAGAAAUAAUUUUGUUCUUGAAUUUAUAAGGUUAUUGGGGAGAUUAUUAAGAUAUCCAGUUCCAACAUUAGCUUUAGUAAAUGGUCAUGCAGUUGCUGGGGGAUGCAUGUUCAUGUUUGCUCAUGAUUGGAGGAUAGCAAGAGCAGAGCCUAAAAAAGCACAUUGUUCAUUACCAGAAAUAGAAAUUGGUUUUAAUUGAAUCAGUAUUUUUUAGGUAUGUAUCUACCUCCAGGAAUGAAUGCAGUCUGUCAAUGUAAACUAACACCUAAUGUCCAUAGAGAUUUAUGCUUAUUAGCAAGAAGAUAUGAUCUUGGAACUGAAGGUUUACAAUAUUAAAUGGUGGAUGGAUUAGCUACAGAAGAUAAAAUUGUUGAAGCUUCUAUCUAAAAAGCCUUGGCUGUGUCAAAAUAUGGAUAAGAUAAAGAAAACUUUACAAAAAUUAAAGAAGAAAUGUAUAGAGAUGCUAUCAAGGCUUGUUUUAGUAGAUAAAUGGCUCCAGGUAAUGCCUAUGAUCUUGGAUUACCAAGAUUAUGAU
Paramecium pentaurelia is the source of this 1309-nucleotide messenger RNA. Lineage: Eukaryota; Ciliophora; Oligohymenophorea; Peniculida; Parameciidae. The record is from the annotation of a GenBank genome assembly.